ACGCGUGUUCUUUUGGUUCCGUUCCCAAGUAGUAAAAAUCCCAUUUCUUGCUGGCUUUGGGGAGCGUAUUGGGGGUCAUCAUGAGCUACCUGGGUGUUGGAGUGAGCCCUGGAAAUGUUCCAGUCUACCAUGGCAGCAGCUUGAAGGUGUUUGAUAAGAGAGUGAGACUUGCAGAGCUGGUUUUGAGGUGUGUCAUCUGUGCCUUAGCUCUGGUUGGUGCUCUUCUUAUAGCUACAGACACCCAGGUCCAAGAGAUCUUCACCAUUCGAAAGAAAGCUACAUUUAAAGACAUGAAAGCCCUAGUGUUUUUGGUGGUAUCCAAUGGGAUAUUAGCUGCCUACUCACUUGUUCAGGUUGUGAGGUGCACAGUGAGUAUCAUCAGAGGAAGUGUUCUCUUCAACAAGCCCCUAGCCUGGGCUGUUUUUUCUGGUGACCAGCUGAUGGCAUACUUAAGUUUGGCUGCUGUAGCGGCUGCUACACAGUCUGCUGUGAUAGCAAAGUUUGGGCAGAAUGAACUGCAAUGGAUGAAGAUAUGUAACAUGUAUGGAAAGUUCUGCAACCAAGUUGCGGAAGGCAUCGCAAGUUCGCUGUUCGCUAGCAUAAGUUUGGUUCUUCUCUCAGGUUUAUCGGCUUUUAGUCUCUUCCGUUUAUAUGGUGAAAAUAAAUCCAAGUGCAAUGGGAGAUGAAGGCCGGACUACAAGUUGUGUAGGAUUUAGCUGUUGGACUUUGAAGACUAGUAGUAGUGGCUUUACCUCGUGCAUGUGAAAGCGGGUGUUUAGUGGCUGUGUAAAAUAAGACAUGAAGAUCCAUGUUUGUAACCUUUGUUGCUCUCUUUACACGUAAUAUAUUCAGCGGACUCUUUAAGGUUUUACUAGCACAGUACCCGUGCAUAUGCACGGAAAAAACACUUGAUCCAUAUAUAUUUUUAUCCACGAUUUUUUUCUAUAUAAAAGUAGUUUUUUUCUACAA
Messenger RNA from Cuscuta europaea, 969 nucleotides. NCBI's taxonomy places the organism in Eukaryota, Viridiplantae, Streptophyta, Magnoliopsida, Solanales, Convolvulaceae. The record is from the annotation of a GenBank genome assembly.